CCCGCGCUUUACCCAUAUUAUGGAAAUUCCAUAGCAGGGCACGCACCAAUUCGAAAUGCUAUCUCCACCGUUUUUUACACAAGUGUUGUUUGCAUGUUUUGUAAUAUGCAGCAAGUUUAAAUAGUUAGUUAUAGUAAACAAAUUUCCUGCACAUUUUUUGUAGCUGCGUAAUAAAACUUCGGUAUUUUUAACAUAGUCAUGGUUCAAGAAGAUCCUCUGUGUGAUCGUUGUAGUGACUCUUGCUAUGGAGAUAUUGUUAAUGUUGAGGGGAAAUAUUACCAUCAGUACUGUUUUUCCUGUAUAAAAUGUAAAAAAGAUCUUCUAAAAAAUGGAUAUUUUUUCAUUGAUGGUGAGUUCUAUUGUAAUGAGGAUUACUACAAGCUGAUGGGGACGCAAUGUGGUGGUUGUGGAAAAUACGUUGAGGGUGAAGUAGUUAGCGCUUUAGAUACAGUUUAUCAUCCUGAUUGUUUUGGCUGUGGCAAGUGCAGGAAAAUAUUUCCACCUGGAAUGAAGAUAACGUUUGAUGGCGACAUAUUCUUGUGUGAAGACUGUAACAAAUCAAUUGAAGAACACAAAAGAGCACAACAAAAAGAAGUUAACGGAGAAAAAGCAAUAAUUACAAAGACUAGUAAAAACAGUGACACCAGUGCCAGCAAUUGUGCUGGAUGUGGCAAUGAUAUAAAAAGUGGCCAGGCAUUGUUAGCUUUGGAGAAACAGUGGCAUUUAUGGUGUUUCACUUGCAAUAAAUGUGGCUGUUUGCUUGCAGGAGAAUAUAUGGGCAGAGAUGGAGUUCCAUACUGUGAACAGGAUUAUCAGACGGAAUUUGGUGUUUCGUGUGCAGGUUGUGGGGGUUAUAUAACUGGCAAGGUUUUACAGGCUGGUGAAAAGCAUUACCACCCACAGUGCUCCAGAUGUGCAAAAUGUGGACAGAUGUUUGGUGAAGGGGAAGAAAUGUAUUUACAAGGAUCGGAAAUAUGGCAUCCUCAAUGUAGUGAAGAAUACCAAAAGGAAAAUAAAGAAGCUGACAAUCAAUGGCUGGCUGAAAAUGAGUUUCAGCAUAACAGGCACGAUGAUGAACCAGUCACAACAUCUUCACCACGAAGCCCUCGAAGUCGAGUUCAAACAAAAUUUUCUAAUUCCGAUGAUAGCAAGCCAGCGUUCAACGGUACUACUUUGUAUAGUUUCAACGGAAAUGUUGAGCCAGAAAGAAAAUCACAGCCCUACCAAAAUGACGACAACAACAACCUCGAUGAAAAAACAUUUAAUAAUUAUAAUAAUCAUGGCAGACAAUCACUUCAUUCUUCUGAAGGGUCUGGUGAUGACAAAUCAAGUAUUUGGCAACCACCUUCAUAUCAAGCCGCCACGUCUAAACCCGCUGGUUUCCGCUCCGUAAAACCGCCACAAAUAUCUGCAUCGGUUUCUGUUAAACCUGCCCAAAAUAAGACUCUUUCUCGAUCAAUAGAUGACGAGGAAGAUGCGCCUCCGCCUGUGCCACCUCCACCAACGAGAACCAGCAGUAACGCUUUCAAAGAAAAGUAUGCAUCAGGUGUAUAUAGUGCUACACCCUUUCAAAAACAAGAGCCGGCAAAAACCAGGCCAUUGUCUUAUAUUGAAUCAGCGGCAGCUAGAAACACAUCGAUUGAAAAAUCGCCUACAGUGACUAGCAGAACGACCAUAUCUAUCAAUACUCGAAGUACCAGUAGUACAAGCAGCAACAAUGAUGAGAAGGACGGCCCUGGUGUAAAGGUGUACAAGAAAGGGGCAGGUGUCAAUAAAUUACAAGCACGCAAGUCGAUGAACCUGCAAAACCCGAAGCAAAAUGGUUUUGGCCCUCCUGUGGAUAUAGAUCACGAGGUACAAAGAAAGCUCAAAGAAGAUAGCACAUAUCCUUACGAAGUUUUAAAGACAAAUAGCUAUAGAUUGCCAUUGGAUGUAGACAAAACGAGGCGCGAGGUAUAUCUUAGUGAUCGCGAAUUCUACCAAGCCUUCCAAAUGACAAGAGAGAAAUAUUACGCCUUGCCCAAAUGGAAACAGGAUGACCUAAAGAAAAAGGCUAUGUUGUUUUAAUAAUUUUAAAAGAUACUUCGAUUUCGCUCCUAAAUGGGUAUAAAUGUAUGUGCUACGAUGUCAUAUAGUAUACACAUGUGCACUGUACAUAAUCUGUUCAUACUGAUUUGCAGUUUAACUUUUUAUAAACUGAAUAUCUCUAAUUUCUAAGAGUCAAACUUUUAUGCAUAUAUAUGAAGAUAUAAAUAUAUAUAUGACACUCAUCCAGUGAAAAUUGUUGUGUGCUAAGAUAUUCAUGGUGGUCACUACUCUUUGACACCUCUUGAAACUCCUGGAAAUGUGGUAUGCUGCAGCAAAACUCCUAAAAAGUUGCAGGAUAAACACUGGAAUUUUUUUUAGUUUUCGGGUUAUGACUACUGUUUAUGUUUUAUUCCCAUUGAAAUUUCUGUUUUUGUCGAACGAAAUUACUCCUGUAAAAAAAGUCGAAAAGUUCUGAAAAAGUCCUGGGAGUAACUUUUUGAAAAUAAGUGGCCAUUGUGGUAAUGUUUAAUUGUGUGUUUUAGUAUUGUCAUAAUCUAACGUCUGGUGUCUGUGUUAGGUAUAUUUUGGAUUAGUCUAUUUGGAUAGGUGAUUAAAUAGUUCACAAUAAGUUAUGGCUUCAUAUUUUAUCCACCAAGUAAAAAGGAAAACACCUCCCUCCCCCACGUAUGAUUUUUUUUAUCUCCUGUGUGUAUUUCAUAUGACACGAAAUGUUGUAUUUGUAUGCGUUUGUUGUACUUCCUACUAAAUUUUUCUCUACCUGUUUUUUCUCGUUCCUAUAUUCUGUGAAUUUGUUCAUGCUACAUGUUUGUUUGUAUUGCAUGGCGAAGUGGUUGCUAAUUGGGAUAGUGAAAAUAUUGUUACAAGUUUAAUCCGGUGUCUUGCAUGAAUCGCUUAAGGAUAGAAACAUUUAUAGGCAAAAUACGAAAUUUAAGGAAUGGAAUUUCGCGGGAUAUAAAAUUUAUCACGUUUCAUGCUUCAAGAGUUUAAUUGCUUAUUCGACAGAAACAAGCAAAUAAUACUAGAAAACAACUUAUAGCGGGUGGAAAAUUAUUAGCGAUUUCGCGAAACUUUUACCAUUUUGUUAUUUGAAAUGGUCCAAAACAAAAUUUCGCGAGAGGAGUUAAAUAGCAAAAUUUACGAAAGUUUCUGCCCGUUUAUAUAACAUCGUCGCAUCGCCCUUGCAUUUCUCAGGAUUGGUCGUGCUCUGUUAUUCUUUUGGUUCAACUAUGAAAAGUAAAUAAUAUAUAUUUUUGCUGAUACCUUUUGCGUCAGCAGCUUACAAUUGGAACAUAUUUUAUAUGUAAUGUCGACUUUGAACGAGGUAUAAAUGUCUUUUUUGUUCACUGGUUAUUAUUAUUAUUAGUAUAUGUGUUUGUAUAUUAUAGAAGGCGAUAUAUACUGUUCAAUAUUUAUGACUUCACCACUGAGUAUUAUAUAGGCUGUAUUUUUCUAGUUAUUUUGCGUGUUGUACGAGUGGCGUGAUUUUCAGUUGAAAUUCGGUGUGAUAUUGUUAUUCGCUUAGUAGACUUAUUACUAGAAUCGUUCUUUUAAAAGUAGUGGUCGUGUGUUUCGCAUCUAAAAUAAACACUGACAGUAAAUUUGCAAGAAGAAAAAGGAUAUGGAAUCCUGCUGAAUUUUUUUAGCCCUCUGAGAGCUUUGUUGUUAUUGAAUCGUUUAUCUUAGUACUGAACGUAAAUAGAAAACUUUCACUAACCAAGGAGGUUGACUGACUGAAUCGCCAAAAACCGAGCACACUUUUUCGUAUUGCACACGCUUAUAUUAUCGAGUUGAUUUGUGAUAAAUUUUGUUUAUAAUAAUAAUUGUUCUGCAUUUUAAUUGAUUGUAUUUUAUCUUUUUUUAUUUAAAUAUGGAAUUUUGAGUU
This is a messenger RNA of Hydractinia symbiolongicarpus, 3931 nucleotides long. RefSeq names its product actin-binding LIM protein 1-like. The transcript has 19 exons. Lineage: Eukaryota; Metazoa; Cnidaria; Hydrozoa; Anthoathecata; Hydractiniidae. The coding region runs from base 199 to 2067 and encodes 622 amino acids. Gene Ontology annotation, cellular component: actin cytoskeleton. Gene Ontology annotation, molecular function: actin filament binding. The record is from RefSeq and is a predicted model, not a curated record. Gene Ontology annotation, biological process: cytoskeleton organization; lamellipodium assembly.